GAAAUGUACGUCAUGCAAGCACUUUCGCGCCACUCGGUGUGUGUUUGGUAGGAAGCUUCGUAAACGUGAGUGUUCAAGAUGUCUUCCCCAUCCUCAAGCGCCCGCAAGCGUGCCAGGAGCAGCAACCCUCCUACUCCUGCUAGUGAGGACCCUCUCUCCCCAUCACCACGGCCCCGUGAGCCCUCCACAGGAGAAUUGCAGCCCAUGCCCACGUCACCAGGCACAGACAUGCAGAGCCCCGCCAUCCAAGACACUUCACUCUUCUCCAGCCCAGUGGCUCGUCGCUCUGUUCCACAGAGUGAAGUGGAUAUGAGCUCUCCACUUAUAUAUGAUACACCAAGCCGUGGAACCCCAGCCCGCCAGAGGCCUGACCUAGGCUCUGUCAGAAAGGCUCCGCAAGUGGACCUCAACUCUGAGCCUCCAUCUGGAGAUGCCACAGUAGCUAGCGAACAGACUGCUGGCCAGAGACUUGUCAUCUGGGGCACUGAUGUCAAUGUAGGAAACUGCAAGGAGAAGUUUCAGCGUUUCCUGCAGCGAUUCAUUGACCCCAGCUCCCGUGAGGAUGAGAAUGCUAGUCUGGAUCUGAAUGAGCCACUCUACAUGCAGAAACUUGAUGAGAUCAGUGUUGUUGGGGAUCCUGUGUUAAACGUAAACUGUGGCCACAUUCAGGCCUUUGAUGCCGACCUGUACCGCCAGCUCAUCUGUUACCCUCAAGAAGUAAUCCCCACCUUUGAUAUGGCCGUAAACGAGCUGUUCUUUGAUCGUUACCCUGAUUCUGUCCUGGAGCACCAGAUCCAAGUGCGCCCCUACAACGCUUUGAAAACUAGAAACAUGCGCAGUCUCAACCCUGAAGACAUUGACCAGCUCAUCACUAUAAGUGGCAUGGUGAUCCGCACCUCUCAGCUGAUUCCAGAAAUGCAGGAGGCUUUUUUCCGCUGCCAAGUGUGUGCUUUCAGCACACGUGUGGAAGUUGACCGAGGCCGCAUCGCAGAGCCUGCAGUUUGUCGCAACUGCAACACCACACACAGCAUGGCACUGGUGCACAACCGUUCAGUCUUCUCUGACAAGCAAAUGAUCAAACUUCAGGAGUCUCCAGAGGAUAUGCCGGCUGGUCAGACACCCCACACCACAGUGGUGUAUGCACACAAUGACUUGGUGGACAAAGUGCAGCCGGGAGAUCGUGUCAAUAUCACAGGAAUUUAUAGAGCAGCGCCCAUGCGUGUUAACCCACGGCAGAGCCAAGUGAAGUCAGUGUACAAGACUCACAUCGAUGCUAUCCACUUCCGGAAGACAGAUGAGCGUCGUCUGCAUGGCCUGGAUGAGGAGAACGAGCAGAAGCUUUUUACAGAAGAGCGGGUGGCUAUGCUCAAAGAGCUUGCUGCUAAGCCAGAUGUUUAUGAACGGCUCUCUUCGGCCCUUGCACCUAGCAUCUACGAGCAUGAGGACAUCAAAAAGGGAAUACUGCUACAGCUCUUUGGUGGAACACGGAAAGACUUUAGUCAAACAGGCCGUGGCAACUUCCGUGCUGAGAUCAACAUCCUGCUGUGUGGUGACCCAGGCACUAGCAAGUCCCAGCUUCUGCAGUAUGUGUACAAUCUGGUGCCACGUGGACAGUACACUUCUGGCAAGGGUUCGAGCGCUGUGGGUCUCACUGCCUACGUAAUGAAGGACCCAGAGACUCGGCAGCUGGUGCUGCAGACUGGUGCGCUGGUUCUCAGUGACAAUGGAAUCUGCUGCAUUGAUGAGUUCGACAAAAUGAGUGACAGUACCCGCUCUGUGCUGCAUGAAGUCAUGGAGCAGCAAACUCUCUCCAUCGCUAAGGCUGGGAUCAUCUGUCAGCUAAAUGCACGGACCUCCAUCCUAGCAGCAGCCAAUCCAGUGGAGUCACAGUGGAACCCCAAAAAGACAACCAUUGAGAAUAUCCAGCUCCCUCACACACUCCUCUCCAGGUUUGAUCUGAUCUUCCUGAUGCUGGACCCUCAGGAUGAGGCGUACGACAGGCGUCUUGCACACCACCUGGUUUCUCUUUACUACCAGAGUGAGGAGCAAAUAGAGGAGGAGUAUCUGGACAUGGCUGUUCUGAAGGAUUAUAUCGCCUAUGCCCGCACAUACAUCAACCCAAGACUCAGUGAAGAAGCCAGCCAGGCACUUAUUGAGGCCUAUGUGGACAUGAGGAAAAUUGGCAGUGGUAGGGGUAUGGUGUCUGCUUACCCACGGCAGCUGGAGUCCUUGAUCCGGCUGGCUGAGGCCCAUGCUAAAGUCCGCUUCUCAGACAAAGUGGAGACCGUUGAUGUGGAGGAGGCCAAGAGGCUCCACAGAGAAGCCCUUAAACAGUCUGCCACAGAUCCCAGGACAGGCUUUGUGGACAUCUCCAUCCUCACCACAGGUAUGAGUUCCACAGCACGUAAGCGUAAAGAGGAAGUGGCACAGGCCCUGAAGAAACUUAUCCAGUCAAAGGGCAAAAUGCCGGCCAUGAAGUACCAGCAGCUGUUUGAUGAUCUCCGUGGCCAGUCAGAGGCUGCCAUCACCAAGGACAUGUUUGAUGAGGCACUCAGAGCACUCACUGAUGAGGACUACUUGACAGUCACAGGGAAGACUGUCCGUCUGCUGUAAAUAUGCACAAAAGAUGAAUUUGUUCUCCUGAUAAACUGGUUUUGUCCCUGUUUGACUAUAAAACAAUAAUUGUGCUUGCAUGAAUAUGUAUUGUGGUCUGCAAUAAAUAGUUGUUGGUUGAA
Messenger RNA from Colossoma macropomum (tambaqui), 2735 nucleotides. RefSeq names its product minichromosome maintenance complex component 4 (gene mcm4). Gene Ontology annotation, cellular component: MCM complex; nucleus. Gene Ontology annotation, biological process: DNA replication; mitotic DNA replication initiation; DNA strand elongation involved in DNA replication. Gene Ontology annotation, molecular function: single-stranded DNA helicase activity; single-stranded DNA binding; ATP hydrolysis activity. NCBI's taxonomy places the organism in Eukaryota, Metazoa, Chordata, Actinopteri, Characiformes, Serrasalmidae. Bases 79 to 2613 code for a protein of 844 amino acids. The record is from RefSeq and is a predicted model, not a curated record. The transcript is spliced from 17 exons.